This is a messenger RNA of Zootoca vivipara (common lizard), 1327 nucleotides long. RefSeq names its product adrenomedullin (gene ADM). Gene Ontology annotation, biological process: adenylate cyclase-activating G protein-coupled receptor signaling pathway; adrenomedullin receptor signaling pathway; regulation of systemic arterial blood pressure. The record is from RefSeq and is a predicted model, not a curated record. Gene Ontology annotation, molecular function: hormone activity; adrenomedullin receptor binding. NCBI's taxonomy places the organism in Eukaryota, Metazoa, Chordata, Lepidosauria, Squamata, Lacertidae. Gene Ontology annotation, cellular component: extracellular region.
ACUUCAGUGGUGCGCAGGACGGGCUCAGAGCAGAGGAGCUCUUGGGAGGAACUGGGAUACCUUUAUAUUUUGGGGAUUUACCGUCAAGCAAGGAUCCAGUGUGCACACAGCCGGAUUUCAGUGGAUUAUCUUCGCUAUCAGCCAGGAUGAAAGUGGUUUCCCUCGCCCUACUCUACCUGGGCUCCGUCUCCUUCUUCGGGGUGGAGGCUGCCAAGCUGGACAUCGCGUCGGACUUCAAGAGAAAGUGGAGCAGUUGGAGAGUCCGGCGGUACGCGCUUACCGCGGGGCAGGCGGCAGCCCUCGGAGAAGCCAAGAGCCCGGCAGACAGACGGCCAGCAGCCGAGCGGAAGCCGGGGCUCACCGCGGGGCAGGCGGCUGCCGGAGUGAAGAGGUCCGGGCGCAGCCUGGACAGCGUCCGCGCUCCGCGCAACCCCAGCAUCCAGACCCUGAGGGAGAUGUGCGGGUUCGGGACAUGCACGGUGCACAACCUCGCACAUCUCAUCCACCACUUCAUGGACAAGAACAAGGACGUCUCCCCCCCUCCCGAGAAACUCGGCCCGCACGGCUACGGCCGCCGCAGGAGGCGCUCGCUGCUGGACAUCGUCGCCACGGUCACCUCCACCGGCACAGGGACAGCGUCCGGCCUGGUGGGCUCGCUGGUGCAGGAAGGCCCCUUGGCUGGGGUCUUGGCCCAGUAGCCCUAGCAGGCGCCGGCGCCGCGCCGCGCCCCCUCCCGGGAGACGCGAGAGGGCCGAGACCUGUUGCCCGAGGGGAGCCUUCGGCGCUCGGCAAGCGGGGAAAGGGGGCUCGCUCACCUUCAGGGAUCCGGAGGCUACCGGCAGGAACGCGGGAGGGGAAGGCGAGCGGCGGCUGAGCCCGUGCUGCGCCUGGAGGGACGGAAGUGGAAUGAUGAAACUGUGCAAAAAAGGACCUUUCCCCUCCCUUGUGUGGUGGUGAGCUUUCGGUGGUGACGGGCUCUUCCCUUCUGCUCCCCAUAGACUGUCUCCCCGCUUCUCCUCCUCUCCCCCCCUUCACACGGCAGGGAAUUGGCGACCCGCAAGCCCCUCUCUGGGCAGGGGCUGCUGUCUUAUACUUGAACGGCCUGGCCAGGCGAAGUGCAAUGGACUCGGUGGGCGCGGUGUGGCUUGUCGCGAGCGGCUGAGCAGGAAUGAGUGGCUGGGUGGAUGUUUGCAUGAAAGGAAUGCGCCGUAUUUAAAGAAUUGUCUCCUGUCCUUGUAUUCUUUUAAACUACAGAGUUAUUUUUAUAUGUUAUAUAUAUAUAUAUCUAUUGUGUAUGGGCAUUUUUUUUUACUCCGUUAUUUUUUUU